AUGAAGCAGCGCGCUAAUUCUGCUGAGAAAACGCUGCAUGGCCUGGAGGAGCGUUACUCAGAGGUUACGGUUAAUUACAAGAGGAUGUGUACUCGUAAGCAUUUUGCCCAUUCUGAAGUGGCUCAGGUCGUGACUGCUCUAAACCGAGAAUGGACACGAGUGUCCCAGCUGAUUGCAGACCACCAAAAUUUGAUAUCCAAGCAGCUUUCUUUGCUAAAGUGGAGUGAAGAAGCCGGCGAUUUGGACACGUGGAUUGCGGAGCGUAGAGCUUAUCUAAAAGACUUACUCACUACUGGACAGCAGCAUGAGAUAGCUGCAAUUGCAGCUACUGGGCAACUGCAACAGCAGCUUAAAACGAGACCGGAACAAGGCGCUGCUGACCUUGUCCGAAUGCAAUUGCAUUUGCUUCAACGCCAAGAAGCUUUUGAGGUUAGUUUAAUUUAUGAGUUUUUGUGGGAUUUGUCUACAUUUUCUGAUCCCAGUGAUUUGAUUUGCUUUAAGAUAAUCAGAGCUUUGUCGCUUUUAUGGUGUUUCUAG
This is a messenger RNA of Protopolystoma xenopodis, 537 nucleotides long. Lineage: Eukaryota; Metazoa; Platyhelminthes; Monogenea; Polystomatidea; Polystomatidae. The record is from the annotation of a GenBank genome assembly.